This is a messenger RNA of Meleagris gallopavo (turkey), 701 nucleotides long. NCBI's taxonomy places the organism in Eukaryota, Metazoa, Chordata, Aves, Galliformes, Phasianidae. The record is from RefSeq and is a predicted model, not a curated record.
CUCUUAAAAAUUCUAGGUCUUCAUUAGCAGAAGAAAAGAGAACAGAAAAAAGUCCGGCACUGCAUCAAAUGAAAGAACAGGAAGAAAAAAGUACUCCUGAUCAUGAAGAGGAAGAUGAGGAGGAGGCAGAGAAUGGGGAGGAAAGUCAGGAUGGUCCACUUCUAGUUCCUCGUGUGAAAGUAGCAGAAGAUGGUUCAAUUAUUCUGGAUGAAGAGAGUUUAACUGUAGAAGUUCUAAGAACAAAAGGUUCCUGUGUUGUAGAAGAAAAUGAUCCCAUCUUUGAACGUGGUUCUACAACUACAUAUUCCAGCUUCAGGAAAAGCUUUUAUACCAAACCAUGGUCAAAUAAAGAAACAGACAUGUUCUUUUUAGCUAUCAGUAUGGUUGGAACAGACUUCUCCUUGAUUGGACGAUUGUUUCCUCACAGAGCCAGAGCAGAAAUUAAGAACAAGUUCAAACGUGAGGAAAAAGCAAAUGGCUGGAGGAUAGACAAAGCUUUCAAAGAAAAGCGGCCCUUUGAUUUUGAAUUGUUUACCCAGCUUCUUGAGAAGGUCUUGGCAGAUGAGGAAAAGAGGAGGCAGAAGACUGUUAAGAGCCAGAAGCCAAAGGAAAAGAAGCCACUAAGGCCUAGGAAGAAACCAAAAGGUAUUUCAAAAGAAUGUAUGAGAGCACAGGCUAAUUGUUAGUAAGAUGUUGCUAGC